GAAUUCUCGAGACAGUAAAGAGACCGAAUCGAAGAGGAGAUCGCUUAGGUUGGAAAAAUCUUUUGAAUAGCGAAAAGUCAGAAGGUUUUAGUACAUUAUUCGCCUACAACAUGUUAAAGUAUUUUCUAAUCUGGAGUUCCGUAGGAUUUUUAGUGUGUGUGGCUCAUAUCACAUUCACGAAUUUUAAGUGUAGCUUGGCAAAUGAAACUAAUGGCGAAAUCAAACUGUGCCGCAUCAAAGCUGUUAAUCGGACCCACAAAUAUCUUUCUUUGCAUCUAAGUCUUAAUACGGUUCUUGAUAAUUUGAAUGGAAACUUGAAGCUAAUGCGCUUCGACAAUGGCUACAAGCCAUUUUUCAUUGAUAUAACCUAUGAUCUCUGCAAGUUUCUGAAGGAUCCACAAAAUGUCAUCGUAAUGGCAUUUUAUAAUACGUUUAAAGAGCGGUCCAAUAUGAAUCAUACCUGUCCUUAUGAACACGACAUUAUUGUCGAUAAAGUGUGGACGGGAAAUCUUGAGCAGGGUUUUGCCAGAUUUUUACCAACACCAAAUGGCGACUUUGCAAUUUUCUUGACUUUUUACACAAAUAAUAAAUGUGUGGCUCAUAUCACAUUCACGAAUUUGAAGUGCAGCUUUGCAAAUGAAACUAAUGGCGAAAUCAAACUGUGCCGCAUCAAAGCCGUCAAUCGCACUCACAAAUAUCUUUCUUUACAUAUAAGUCUUAAUACGAUUCUUGACAACUUGAAUGGUAAUCUGAAGCUAAUGCGCUUCGACAAUGGCUAUAAACCAUUUUUCAUUGAUAUAACCUAUGAUAUUUGCAAGUUCCUGAAGGAUCCACAAAAUAUCUUCGUAAAGGCGUUUUACAAUACGUUUAAAGAGCGGUCCAAUAUGAAUCAUACAUGUCCUUAUGAACACGACGUUAUUGUUGAUAAAGUGUGGACUGGAAAUCUAGAGCAGGGUUUUGGCAGAUUUCUGCCAACACCAAAUGGCGACUUUGCACUUCUCUUCACUCUUUACACAAAUAAUAAUGCUUUUGCGCAUUUUAAUCUCUAUUUAAGAAAGACUUAG
Drosophila nasuta is the source of this 1064-nucleotide messenger RNA. RefSeq lists its product as uncharacterized. The transcript is spliced from 8 exons. The record is from RefSeq and is a predicted model, not a curated record. Lineage: Eukaryota; Metazoa; Arthropoda; Insecta; Diptera; Drosophilidae. Bases 111 to 1064 code for a protein of 317 amino acids.